Molecule: messenger RNA, 774 nt
Organism: Botrytis porri
Lineage: Eukaryota; Fungi; Ascomycota; Leotiomycetes; Helotiales; Sclerotiniaceae
Exons: 2
Coding region: 1-774 (257 amino acids)
Source: RefSeq, a predicted model, not a curated record
AUGUUCACCUUAAUUGGGGGCAGAGCAAGUGUUCCCCUUGCUAUUCUCAUAAAGAGUACUGCAACUAUCACACCAUCAACUCAAAGAGUCUCAGUUUUCUCUUUUAUGUAUAGUACAGCUUUGGCAGCAGCAAUCCUAGGCUUUAGACUGAGUUCAGCAACAAUGAAAUCUUUGGGGAACUAUGCCGCACACUUGGUCGGUCUUGCAUUAAUGUCCUUAGCUUUAUGCUUAAGCCUCCUCCUUCCAAUGGGGGAGGUAGCUCAGUCACCAGCUUCUGAGCCCGAGAUUGAUUCUGCUUCGGUAUAUACCAACAUCUCAGACUCCAGAAUGCAGCGUAUCAACAGCAGGCACGCGGUGAUUGGAUAUUUUAAAAAUCUCCUACAGAUCAGAGGUGCUAUCCCAUUGUCAAUUGCUGGGUUCUUCGUUACACUCGGUCAGAGGGUCCAGAUUUUAAUCCUUCAAUAUAUGCCAGAGCAGUUUAGCAUCAUUGUUCUUAGCACCAGAAUUGGCCUUAGCAGCCUUUUGCAAUCUAUCUUUGUUGAACUCUUUUCAUUAGAGUAUACAGCUUUUGCUACGAUAUUGAUAUCUACUAUGAAGAGUAUGGGUGAUACCUUCUCUAGAUCUAUAUACUUCUACACCUUUGCAUUGAGUUUAGACAUGGAUGAAGUACUGCAAGGUUUGCCAUUCAUAGUGUCUGCGGCUUGUUUCGUAGUCGUCGCUAGCGUGCUUAUUACAAUGGCUAAAACGCCGCGAGUGAGAAGAGACAUAUCGUGA